Corticium candelabrum is the source of this 741-nucleotide messenger RNA. RefSeq lists its product as uncharacterized. Gene Ontology annotation, molecular function: nucleic acid binding. NCBI's taxonomy places the organism in Eukaryota, Metazoa, Porifera, Homoscleromorpha, Homosclerophorida, Plakinidae. The coding region runs from base 1 to 741 and encodes 246 amino acids. The transcript has a single exon. Gene Ontology annotation, biological process: DNA integration. The record is from RefSeq and is a predicted model, not a curated record.
AUGAAGUCGAUUGCUCGGUUACAUGUAUGGUGGUCAAAGAUUGACUCAGAUAUCGAGACAUUAGCGAAGUGGUGUCAUUCUUGUCAGCGGGAAGGUAAAUCUCCACCACAGUGCAUUGUUCAUCCAUGGGUUUGGCCAGUCAAGCCAAUGCAGCGUGUUCAUGUAGACUUCGCAGGUCCGUUCAUGGGUUGUAUAUUCUUUUUGAUGGUCGAUGCACAUUCCAAAUGGGUAGAAAUUAUUGAAAUGAAGUCAACAACAAUGACAGCUACUAUUGAAGUACCUAGAGGAUUGUUUGCUUCAUAUGGUCUACCAACUCAAUUGGUCUCGGACAAUGGGCCACAGUUUGUGUCAGAAGAAUUUAGCCAGUUUGUAAAAAUCAAUGGUAUUAAGCACAUCAAGUCUGCUACCUACCAUCCGGCUGGUAAUGGCCAGGUUGACAGAGCCGUGCAGACUUUCAAGAGCAAACUCAGAUCGAUGGAAAAGGAAUCAGGAACUCUGUCACAGAAACUCUGUAGGUUCCUGUUACACUACAGAUUCUUACCUCAUGCGACUACUGGGAUCUCUCCCAGCGAGUUGUUCCUGGGUCGACAGCUAAGGACAAGGCUGUUCUUAUUAAAACCGGACGUUGAGGAGUCAGUGCGAGAGAAGCAGGCCAAGCAGUUGAAAGAACCUGCAAUUACAUGCACAGUCAGACAGUUUCAACCAGGAGAUCUUGUCUGGGCUCAAGACUACAGGUAUUGA